Molecule: messenger RNA, 1384 nt
Organism: Zea mays
Lineage: Eukaryota; Viridiplantae; Streptophyta; Magnoliopsida; Poales; Poaceae
Product: nudix hydrolase 2
Exons: 9
Coding region: 329-1189 (286 amino acids)
Molecular function (GO): NAD binding; ADP-ribose diphosphatase activity; NADH pyrophosphatase activity
Source: RefSeq, marked provisional
GCUGCUCCUCAGGUCCUCCAUUCCUUCCAAAAUAAAAGCGGGAGCGCUGAGCCAGACGGCGGCCCACUCGUUCUCGCUCUCCCUCCCCAGUCACCACCAUCACGAGCUCGCGUGUGCCCCUCGCGCUCCGCCGCCACCACCUUCUACUACCAUACCGCUGCGUCGCCGCCCGGACCACGCCCGCCACCAAGGCCUCUCCUCCGCCUCGUCCCCAUCACGGGCGCGGCCCCUCGACCUCGGUGGCCGGCCGGUUCGACACCGCACCGUGACCCUCGGCUACGGAGUUGGUGCAGGAAGAAGACGGAGUGGUGGACUGGGCCAUAGAACCAUGUCAAGUUCCAUAAUUUCAACAGUGGCCACAGAGUUGUCGGUGGCUGAGAAGAGCAGGGGUAUUGAGCCACUACCUUUUAUUAAUGACAAACAUGGAGGUGUCAUCAUUGAGAUGACGACUCCGAUGGAUCCUGGAGCGUUUUCAGCUUCCUUGAAAGCAGCUCUGGUGAAAUGGAGGGAGCAGGGAAUAAGAGGUGUCUGGAUCAAACUGCCCAUCACCCUUUCCAACCUUAUUCCACCAGUUGUAGAGGAAGGUUUCUGGUACCAUCAUGCAGAGGAAACUUACUUGAUGCUUGCGUACUGGCUUCCAAAUACAACACAUACACUACCAGUAAACGCAACCCACCGUGUUAGUGUUGGAGCUUUUAUAAUGAAUGACAAAAGAGAGGUCUUGGCUGUACAAGAAAAGAGUGGUGUACUUCGAGGCCUAGGUGUGUGGAAAUUUCCAACUGGCGUAGUAGAACCGGGGGAAGAUAUUAACGUUGGAGCCGUCCGAGAAGUAAAAGAAGAGACAGGGAUUGAUGCAGAAUUUGUUGAAGUGCUGGCCUUCAGGCAGAGCCACAAAUCCUUUUUUGAUAAAUCAGAUCUAUUUUUCGUGUGCCUGCUACGACCCCUUUCAUACGACAUUACGAAGCAAGACUCGGAAAUAGAGGCAUGCCAGUGGAUGCCAGUAGAGGAAUUUGCAGCACAACCAUUUGUCCAGAAACAUGAGCUUGUGAAGUACAUCCUCGAAGUCGGCCUGGCUAAAGUUGACAAGGAAUAUGCAGGCUUUUCGCCAAUCUCCAUAAAAUCGGCAUUUACAGACAAAUUGUCCUUAUUUUACAUGAACCGGAGGGAUCUGGACAGGGCCUCAGGGUAGAGUAUAUAUGUAAUGACACGGGCAAUUCAGGAUAGUUAAAUUUUCACUUUGGUGUGUGACAGCGGGCUAAAUCUUGUUAGACCUAGGGUCUGUUUGGUUGGGCUGUGGCUGUCAAAAAAGUUGCUGUGGGCUGUGAGCUGUGGAAAAAGCUGCUGUAGGCUGUGAGCCAUUAAAAAGCUAAAAAUCGUUUGGUAG